This is a messenger RNA of Callithrix jacchus (white-tufted-ear marmoset), 4765 nucleotides long. Its product is annotated as UPF0764 protein C16orf89-like. The record is from RefSeq and is a predicted model, not a curated record. NCBI's taxonomy places the organism in Eukaryota, Metazoa, Chordata, Mammalia, Primates, Cebidae.
CUGCCCCUGAGAUUGUGCAGCUCUGAGCGUGUCCUGCAAUAGGAAGGGUGCCGGGUCCCAGCCUGAGAGUGCAUGUUCUCAGUCGCUACCCUGGACGCCACGGCCUGUGACUGUGCUGGGGACCUUAGAAUUAGGUUCUAGGUGCUCCGUGGGCAACGCUCUGUGUCUUUUCUUCCACAGAUGCCAAAGGGACAGAAGUUUGAGGGCCGGCAUGCUGAGGGACACUGGUGCCACUUUCCAGUGACACUAAAAUAUGGGAUCACAAUGGUCCAGAGAGCUCUUGGACACUUACCUAAGCGUCUCUUGAAAACUGCAUAGGAUUACGAUUGAGAAAAAACAGCAACAACCCACUGGCCCUCAAAAUAUCGUGAGGCAGAGACAUUUCUCUUGUGGUUUUGGAAAACGUCUACCUCGUUGCCAUGGUUACACAAAAGCUGGUUUAAAAUGGCUCCUAUGUUGGCAUCUGGGCCAGGGCCUAACCAUCCGUCUCCACCAUUUUCUCUACUGCCUACCUUUUCCUCUCCUCCAAGAAGACCGUAGGCACCCGGCAUGGCUUCUGGGUGUAGUCACUGUGCCAAGCUUAAGGCUGGGCCAGUCCCACGAACUGCUCCUGCCUCCACUGGCUCACUCUACCGAGUCUGGACUUGCCACAUAUAUGCUGCUGCCUGGGCUCCCUUCAGCUUCUCGCCGGCUUCUCACUGGCUGUCAUUGCCUUUCCUUGCUUGGAGAGUUCUGCCAAGGAUUUAUCUUCAGAAGACAAGCAGAUGAAGAGAUAAAACCGACUGGUGUGGGGACCCAAGCAGGAACCCCCCUCUUGCACCGGCGACUCAAGUGGGAAGAAGACUAUGACAGCCCUGAUGCCAAGAAAUGCUACCCUACUCAGCUUUCUGCAGAAGAAGAAGAAAUGCUGAUGAAGCCUUGCUACAGGACGUGGGAAGGGAAUGACAGCCAGCGAGUCUCUUUAGACUCCACUUACGCUCCAGACUCCUCUUGACUUCUGACCCUGCCUGUGAAUGAGUGGCUGUGGAUCAUCAGGUCGCUGCUUUCCUGUCUGGCAUCACUAAUCUUGUAUGAACAGCAGUAACUACAGAAAGCAUUCAUUGAGAUCCAUGCUUCCUACUGUAUUGCGGCUGAUACUGGGACAACCACCACAGCAGCAGCAAACAUUACCUCGCUGUUACAUAUUUGUUUAUUCAGUCACUUCAUCAUUCACUCAAUCAGCAAUACUGUUGAAUGUGUCUGGAACUCCUCUCCCAGAUAUUGGCGACAGAGAGGAGCAAAAGGAUUGGGUGCUUUCCCUCAGUUAACUUAAGAGUCUCCUGGAGGACGUAUAUUAUAACAUGCCCUUGGCGGGAUAGAGUUCUCUUCCUCCUUUGUUCCUUUAUUUCCUUCCUCUCCUCAUUCCGUUGCAAGUGGAAAAUUUCAGCAUAAUAACAAAUGGAAGUUAUGCCAUGAGUGGGAUUCAUGUUCCCAUGGUAGGGGUGGGUGUGCUUAGUAGUUAUUUCAAGUUGAAGAAUGACAGCAUCCACUACCCUCCCAGGAAGAAGAACCUUCAGGGAAUGAGUUUCCUCACCGGACCACGAGGAACAGCAGCAGGAUGGAGCUGCAUCAUGCAUGGACAGGGAGGUAGAAGAGAAGAGAAGAGCUCCAAGGGUUAGAAGGAUUCUUAGACUCCCAUAUCUGGCUGACUUUCUAAAGACCAAAGAUGUAAAAAGGACAAGUAAUGAUCUGCACUACUUGCAAGACCAUGCAAAUUCUCUUCUAGAACUUGAGCACUUCUGUGACCCACCAGGAGCACAUUUGUCUUGUUUUCUUGUAACAGGCUCUACCUACCACAGGACAUGACGCAGGGUUACACACCAUUUCGCUAAGUAUCCCAUUGGGGUGAAAGUUUGUAAGUAGCUCAUUCUUAAUCUGAUUUUACUUUGAUUGCCACGUAGUUUAGUGUAGUGCUUGCUUAAGAAGCUGACGAAGAAAAAUGAAAGUAAAAUCAGAUUAAGAAUCAUCAGGGUUUCUGGGUUUGGUGGCUCAUGCCUGCAAUCUCAGCUCUUUAGGAGGCCGAGACGGGAGGAUCAAUUGAGGCUUUGAGUUCGAGACCAGUCUGAACAACAUGACAAGACCCUGUUUCUACAAAAAAAUUAAAAAAUUAGCUGGGUGUGGUGGCACAGGCCUAUGGUCCCAGCUACCUGGGAGGGUGAGGUUGGGGGAACACUUGAGCCUCAGAGGCCAAGGCUGCAGUGAGCCAUGAUCACAUCACUGAACUCCAGCCUGAGUGACAGUGAGAUUCUGUCUAAAAAUAGAUAAAUAAAAUUUAAGAAGAUAAAGAAUCAUUAGGGCACUUAUGGUAGUUAUCAGAAGGCAAACCAUUCUACAUUGGAUUUGGUUUAGCUGUUUACAAUACAAAACACAAACUAACAGUGGCCUAAACAUAGACAGGCAACCCUCAGGAAAAGCUGCCUAGAGCUGGGCAGUUAGGUGCUGGUAUUUUGGUUCCUUGCUAUCCACGGGCCUAGGUGCCUACUGUCUUUAUGCUCUUCCUUUCUAGAGCUAGUCUCCAAAUUUAAGGUCACCUCAUGUUCCAAGACAGCUGCUGGCAUGCCAGCCUUCAAGCACAGGGCCAAAAGAAGAAGGAAUGAAGCAUUUGAGGCAAUCAAAAGCACAGGAAUCAUACAAUUGUGUGGAAUGUAUAUAUUUUUUGCAUCCGAUUUUAUUUAUUAAAUUUCAAUGCUGUCUGUCCUUUCAGGGACUGGUCCUUAGCUCCUCUAUUCUUCUUAUAAGAAUGGAGAUGGGGAUGCUACUACUUCAAGAUCCACACCUUUCUCCAAUCCCUUUAUUUUCAUUAACGAAUAAGCUUAUUCAUCAAAUGUCUACUAAGCACCUAUUUAUCAUAGGCCCUUGGCUAGUCAACGGAAACAUAAGGAUGAAAAAAAAAUCCCUGCUGGCCCCAGACGAUGGCUUACACCUGUAAUCCCAGCACUUUGGGAUGACAAGGCAGGUGGAUCACCUGAGGUCAGGAAUUCGACAAGCCUGACAACAUGGUGAAACUCCAUCUCUACCAAAAAUACAAAAAUUAGCCAGGCUUGGUGGCACAUGCCUCUGAUCCCAGCUACUUGGGAGGCUGAGGCAAGAGAAUUGCUUGAACCCAAGAGGCAGAAGUUGCAGUGAGCCAAGAUCAUGCCACUACACGUCAGCCUGGGUGACAGAGUGAGACUCCAUCCCCCCCCCCAAAAAAAAUCCCUGCCAUCAGAUACUUUCUGUCUAGUUACAAAGAGGUUGUGAGCACAGUGACCCCACUUUUAUAAGUGUCACCAGAGGGGAGAGGGCACAGGCAAGAAAAGCCUCAAAGGGAGUGCAGCCAGGCUUUUCUGAAGUACGAGAAGCCUUCCCAGAAGACUUGGUAUAGGUAGAAGACUGUUUAGAAACUCUUGAUUGUCAAGGGGAUGUACAUAUUUCAGACAGAGCAAUAGUACCUAUGGGGCAGCAAUAAAUGAAAUAGCCAAUAGUCUGGGAUGAAUGUGGUGGUGGAGAGGAUGCUGCUAACAGACCUCUGGGCCAGGCAUGGUGGCUCAUGCCUAUAAUCCCAGCACUUUGGGAGACUGAUCUGGGAGGAUUGCUUGAGCUCAGGAGUUCGAGACCAGCCUGGUUAGCAUAGUGAGACCUUGUCUCUACCAAAAAAUAAAAAUAAAAAAAUUAGCUGGACAUGAUGAAGCACACCUGUAGUCCCAGCUACUAGGGAGGCCGAGGAAGGAAAUUCCUUUCAGCCUAGGAGGUCAAGCUUGCAGUGAGCCAUGAUCACACCACUGAACUCCAGCCUGGGUGAGUUCAGUGGUGUGAUUAUGACCCUGUCUCAAACAACAACAACAACAAUAAAACAAAUUAGAAAAAAGAAAACAAACAAAAACCCCAAUCCUCUGACUUCUCAGAAAAAAUAACAGCCAUGAGCAUAAGCACCCAAAGUCAUGAUGCAUCCCCAAAUAUGAUAACAUCUGUAUCCACCUUUAUUUCUUACUGUGGCAUCUCAGCUCUUCACACCCGACAGAACAGUUGACUUUACAAUAUCCUUGGGCAUCUACCUCUCCCCAGUAUCCUUGGGCAUCUACAUCUCAAUGUAACCAUUGAGAUGGUUACAUCCGUCACCAUCUCAAUUCAAGCCUGAUCCCUUUCCACCUGGUGAUUACCAAAGCCUCCUAACUCCAUUCCCACCUCUCCUGGCCUCUUCCAGCCUCAGCUCCAUUCCCACUUCUCCUGGCCUCUUCAGUAUCCUUUCCGCAGCCAAGAGAGUGAAUGUUCUGAAAUACACAUCUGCUUGUUAUAACCCUGUCUACACAGAGCACACAAUUUAGUGGAUCCCCCUGGCCCCAGGGAAAAGUUCAGACUCCUCAGAGCAGCAUUGAUGGUUCUGACUGACACCUCUGCCCACCUGCCAGCCCCCACUCUGCCACUUCCAUGCAAAGAAUCCCCCAGCCACUGACUAACUGAACCACAGUCUCAGAACAGCACCAGGGAGAGUUUCAGGACCAGGCCUGGGCAUGAGACAGACUGUUUUCAGGUUCCACUGGCUAUCCCAAGCUGCAAAGGGGGCUGGGAAAUGCAGUCUGGCUGUGGCACAAGAGGAAGAGAAAGCUGGUCUUGCUGAGCACAGCCUGUCUGCUGUGGGUCUUUUGAACUGGUCUGUGUAUUUGACAUUUGUCUUUUUCUUUUGAUUCUAUAAAUUUUAUUUGACUGUCUUGUUAAGAGAUUGCUCCUGUUUUGUUUUGUUUUUCCC